GCCAAUGCCAUUUCAAGUGCAAAAGAAAGAAAAACUUUGGCCAACUGUCGAAAAACAAGUGAAUUGAAAUACGUAAAACUAUUGUCAAUGCGUCAACUUGAAUGGAUUUCAGCUUAGAGCAGGCGACAGACAGAUAAAAACAUCAGCCCGAACAAGUAUAUAAAGUCGUUUGUUCCCCCUCGCAAUAGAAAGUAGUAGUCCUUGACCAUACUGGCUAAGUAAGGCAGUUAAGAGAGAGGAAUUUUUUUUUGGGAGAGAUUUUUGGAGCGACAGCCACAAAUAUGAGCUGCAAGCUUCGCAUAUUUUGUAUUAUAUUCUACUUGAUUUCCAUGGCCAUGCUAAGCAGGGCCAGUUGUCUGCGGGACACGCGCCACAUGUGGCAGUUGCAGCCACCAACAGGGCAGUUGGGCAGCUGCAAACGUUCAUCAACAUUGCGGCCGGAAUUUGAGGGAAAUAGAGCAACAGUGGCUGAGGCCGUUGCAGCUGCACUCGAUAAUGCUUUGAACCUGGGCGAUUUGGCCUAUAAAUGUACAGACAUCAAGCAUAAGCAGGAACUGCAAGAGCAACGACAGGCCAAUGUGUCCGAUCAGCAGAUCAAGAUGAACAAAACGGAGCAAAUACACCACCUAUCUAACUAAGA
Molecule: messenger RNA, 640 nt
Organism: Drosophila guanche
Lineage: Eukaryota; Metazoa; Arthropoda; Insecta; Diptera; Drosophilidae
Exons: 2
Coding region: 282-638 (118 amino acids)
Source: RefSeq, a predicted model, not a curated record